AUGGCGAGGCCAGGACUCCCUUGGUCCUUCCUGCCCGUCCUGCUCGGCCUCUGCCGCGCACCCCCCGCACCCUCCCCGGCCAGCCCCGCCCUGUGCGGGCUCCGCAGCGUCUCGGUGGGGGUGGGGGCGCUGGGUCUGGGGUACCCCUCCCCCGAGACCGUGGUGUUCCGCUACUGCGGGGGCGGCUGCCCCGCGCCCCCCACCCUGCACGGGCUGGCGCUCGGGGCCGUGCUGGGGCCGGGGGGSCCCGGGGGGGGUCCCUGCUGCCGCCCCACCCGCUAUGAGGAUGUGGCGUUCCUGGACUCGGGGCUGCGCUGGCAGAAGCUACCGCGGCUAUCGGCGGGGGCCUGCGCGUGCCUGGGGUGA
This is a messenger RNA of Malurus melanocephalus (red-backed fairy wren), 366 nucleotides long. RefSeq names its product persephin (gene PSPN). NCBI's taxonomy places the organism in Eukaryota, Metazoa, Chordata, Aves, Passeriformes, Maluridae. The transcript has a single exon. Gene Ontology annotation, molecular function: receptor tyrosine kinase binding; glial cell-derived neurotrophic factor receptor binding; growth factor activity. The record is from RefSeq and is a predicted model, not a curated record. The coding region runs from base 1 to 366 and encodes 121 amino acids.